AUGGCAAUCACAGUAUUUGGUGGGCCAGCGCCUCCGCGCACGCUGCUGAUUAGCUCGCUAGUAGCUGCGAAGGAGGGCAAGUACCAAGAUGCGGUAACACGUCUCCAGUCGCAGAGCUGCGCAUUCGAGACUGAAAUGGUGGACCGGAUAACAGAUAUGAACUACGCGCCUGCGGCAGAAUCAUACGAUAAGGGCUACAUAUUGACGCCGUACGAAGGUGUCGCAUGGAGCACGCUGUUGCCCAAAGUGCACGCAGCGCUCGCUCCGAAAGCACAGCUCCAAGUCUCGCUAGUUGAUACCAAUGACAUUCAAGCUGCACUACGGCUAAUCAAAGCAGAGGCGGCGAUUGCGGGUUUUGCGAAUGUUCAAAUCGAAGGGCCCGAUAGUGUACUCAUUGCCGAACGGCCAGUCCCUACAGCAGUCUCGCUGAAUAAAGCACUCGGUGCGAACGGUGCAGUGCCGCUGCGCCGCUUGAAUGGUGCGAUGCUGAAUGGCGUGAAUGGCGUCCAAGGAACGCGCGAGAAAAAGGCCGCGCUUUGGGCCACACAGCCGGACACACACAUUGACGAGGAUAUGCUGUUGGGCGAUGAUGAAGCAGGCCCCCGCAAGCGCGAGGAUUGCACGGUGGAUCUUACUGUGCCUCCAGCGCGGCGGAAGAAGGCCUGCAAGGGAUGUACUUGUGGUCUUCGUGAACUCGAAGAGAACGAGCUUUCCAGCUCGAUUGUCAAGCUUGAUCAAGGAGAGCUUGGCGGGAACCGUACAGAGGUUGAUUCUGUCGUGACUGAUCGCGAUGGCCAACGUCGCAAUGUGAAGCGAGUCCAAGUGGAUACCCGGGGCGCAACGAGCAGCUGUGGCAGCUGUUUCUUGGGUGAUGCGUUCCGCUGCAGCACCUGCCCGUAUUUGGGUCUACCUGCUUUUGAGCCCGGACAAAAAGUGGAAAUUCCUGUAUCGAUGGACGACGAUAUUUGA
Messenger RNA from Malassezia vespertilionis, 969 nucleotides. RefSeq names its product electron carrier (gene DRE2). Gene Ontology annotation, molecular function: iron-sulfur cluster binding. Gene Ontology annotation, biological process: iron-sulfur cluster assembly. Bases 1 to 969 code for a protein of 322 amino acids. The record is from RefSeq and is a predicted model, not a curated record. NCBI's taxonomy places the organism in Eukaryota, Fungi, Basidiomycota, Malasseziomycetes, Malasseziales, Malasseziaceae. The transcript is spliced from 2 exons. Gene Ontology annotation, cellular component: cytoplasm.